Molecule: messenger RNA, 14830 nt
Organism: Microplitis mediator
Lineage: Eukaryota; Metazoa; Arthropoda; Insecta; Hymenoptera; Braconidae
Gene: kis
Exons: 9
Coding region: 638-14236 (4532 amino acids)
Molecular function (GO): protein binding; ATP binding; ATP-dependent chromatin remodeler activity
Source: RefSeq, a predicted model, not a curated record
UACCUUUAGACGCACAAAGCUAGCCGCUGUAAAAGCGAAUGAAAUAAUUACAAUAGUGAAUUAAAUUGUUCUUUUAAAGAUUGUGUAAAUUUAUAAAUACAUAUCGCGUAAUUUAAACUCAAUAAGGUGGAAUUAUAUGGCAGUAUGUUGAUAAAAGUUAACUAGUGAAAAGUGACAUAUAAUGUCUAAGUAAAGUUGUACUAUUGAAUCGAAACUUUUUGACAGUGAAAGUACGAUAUUUAAGAGUAUAGUACUUAAUUAUUAAAUAAUAUUGUUUUUAAAAGUAUUAGAUUGUUUAUUAUUUAUUUUAAACGGCAACUAAUUUAUAAAAAUAAUAAAUUACGAUUUUUUAUUUGUAUUAGAACUGCAUCGUAACUGUCGAGUGUAUGUGUUUUAUGUCACUGCAACUUGUGGCAGCACUGCUGCUUCUUUAAUAAUUAACCAAACAAAAUGGACACCGAGACACUAAUUAUAUGGAAAGAAACUCAUGAGUUUUUAAUUCGAAUUUAAACUUACAGGAUUAUGUUAUCACUAUUUUUAAAAAUAAAGUAAUAAACCUCUUAAAAGAUGGGUACACUGCUGAUAAUAGCACAUGUUAGUCAAUACUCUCUCAUGCCUAUGAUGGAGGCUAGGAGUAAUGAAGCGUAAAGACAUGGACUCAUACGAUCUAUUUGGAGAAGAUGUCAGUGGCUCGAUGCUUGAUGCCCUUCCUGAUCUUGGAGGGAAUGAUCAUUUCGAUCCAGCCGGCGCAGCUAAUCCUGUCGUAACAUCUCGAGAUGGUACGAAUUCUGGACCUAACGGAGGAGGGAGUUACAUUAAUUCAUCGUAUAGUAUUUCGCAAGAAACUCCUCUGCAGAAAUUAGCAUCCUUCGGUGGUGCUGAAUUUAGUAACGCAAAUCAAUUACAGAAUCCAAAUCAGCGCACAAUGUUUAAUCAAAAUUUAGGAACGUUUGACGGUAAUUCUGCGCAAAGAAGUAUUGUGCCUGGAUCAUUCCAAAAUCAAGUUAGAAAUAUGAUCCCACAGCAUAGAGGUCCACAUCCUAUAGCAGGAAGCCAGUAUCCAGGUUACUCAGACAAUAUGUAUUCUAUGGAGCAACAACAUCCAAUGGCAAGAGCAAGUAUGAGUAUGGAUCCAAAUAUGCAAGGAUGGUCUGGGAACAGUUCGUAUACUCAACUACAGAGGCACUAUAAUCAAAUGGCACCUCAAUCAACAUCUUAUAGACAACAUAUGUCUCAGUAUUCUCAGGCACAAGAUCAAUCAGGAAUCAAUCAGAAGAUUCCACAGCAGCAACAUUUUGGGCCGCAGCAAGGUAUGUUAGGAAAUAUAGGUGUACCUCAUCAAAGUAUGCAAGCUGGAGGUGCAGGUGUUGUGUAUCAACAUAUGGUCAGCCAGCAACAACAUUAUCAACAAAAUCCAGCAGGAAUAUAUCAGACAUCUGGUGGAUUUUCGAGUUUUGCGUCAGCAAUGCAUCAGCAGCAGCAGCAACAACAACAACAACAACAACAACAGAGCCCGCAACAGUCACAACGAAUGCCACAUCACCAUCCGUCCCUCGCGACUCAUCAAAGUCAUCCGUCGCAUUCACAAUAUCCUCAACAUUCUCAGCAACAUCCUGUCAAUCAGCAGCAGCCUUUAGAUUCGCAGUAUCCUCAUCACACACCCCCAGUAUUUAAUCAACCACAACACACUGGAGCGCAACACCCUGGUCCUCCGCAUACAUCACCACAACUUCCAGGAACGCAGCUUUCAGGGCCGCCGCUCCCGACUCCACAACAUACGGGUUCCAAUACGCAAUUUGGGCAGUCAAAACUUGCUACAAGUCCCCAAUAUCGUGCUACGUUUCCUCAAUUGUCUCCACAAAUGUCUCCAAGACCACAAAUGUCCCCACGACCACCACCUGUUCAACAACAAAUGUCUCCGAGACCAAUAAUGUCGCCAGUUAAACCGGCGACUCUGUCACCACAUUCACAAGUUCAAAUUUCACAUCAACAACAAUCGAAUCAGGCUAGUUCUGUUUCUGUACCACCUUGUCCAUCUGCAUCAAUGUCUUUAAAUUCAUCCAUUACUCCUCAGCAAACUACUCUACAAGCAUUGGAACAAAUGGUUAUCCCUGGUGUAGCUACUUCUAAUUCAAAUAAAUCAUCGCAAGAUUAUACUCAAUUUCAAACUCGACCGCCAAUGUCUCAUUCUUCUAAUCUUAUUACGUCGCCAAAAAAUUCAAUGCCGAUGAUGCCUAAUCCAAGAAUGCCGGUUCCGUCUCAAUGGCCUCAUUCGCAACAACAGCAAUCACAACAACAUUCUCAACCUCCACAUCCACAGUUACAAUCGCCUCAACCACAGCAAACUCAGCCACAACACCAGCCACAGGGACAUCCUCAAUCGCAAAUGCUGUCAAAUAUGAAUGUUACUGAUAGCCGAAAUAUCACUGAUUCUCAGCCAACUUCGAUGACAGAACAAGUAUCGAUGUUUCCUGUUAGUAGUAACGAAAAUGUACAUAGUGUUGUUGGAACAACAAGAGAUUCAUCUGAAAAUAUAUCAAACACUGUAGUUGGAUCUUCUUCUCAAGAUUCUGAGAUCGUAGAACAGUCGAAUACUACAAAAAGUUUGGAAACACUUAAUCAACCAACAGAAGAUUCAGUUAUAAGUAAAUCAACUCAAAAAAUGGAACAAAGUGCUGUAAUAAAAUCAUUAGAAAUCGAAUCUGUGCAGACACUUCCAGCUUCGAGUACAAGCGGCAAUAUUGAUUGUAGCACACCCCCACCAACGAUGCCAUUACAGUCAUCGAGUAAUACUUCAGCUUCUAUACCGAUAUCCAGUGAAGAUAAUGAAGCGUCUAAUUCGAAAGUUGAUGAACAAUCUGAGUUGAAUUCGUAUCAAAAUUUACCAACUUCCGAUGGACCUGCAAUUACAUCUUCUCAACAUUCAAUCAUUAGCCCAUCACAACCACAGCAAAUACAGCAACUUCAUACAGGACAGUCUAUAGUACCACAACAUAUACAAUCUCAAAAUGAGCAACAACCUCAUCAAUCUCUACCCAACCAUCUUCACCAUUUACAGAUGAAUCAAACUCAUUUACAAUCGCAACAGACGUUAACAAGUCAACAAUCCAUUCAGACAGGACAAUCGCAAAUGUUGCAACCACAGCAACAAUCAUCGGCUGAUUCAGUUCAGUCUCAAGUCUCUCAACAACCCCUAAUUAAUCAAUCUCAAUCUCAAAUCAAUCAACAAUCUCAGCCAGUUUUUCAACAGCAGCAACAACAACAACCACAACAACAACAACAACAACAACAGCAGCAGCAGCAACAACAACAACAACAAAUGUCGACAGAUGCUACUCAAUCACUACUUUUGGGCCAAAUCCCACAAACAGGUCAAAUUCAACCACUUCAAACGACACAAACUCAAAACAUCCAGCUUCCUCCAGCUAUGCCAGCAGUACAAAUGAAUCAACAAUCAUCAGCGCAAUCUUCGAUACCUCAACCACCUCAUCAAUCUCAACAACAAUCUCCAGUGAUACCUCCAAUGCAAUCACAACAGUCUCUUGUCACUCAACAAAUUAAUAUAAAUAGUAACAACAAUAAUAAUAACAAUAAUGCAUCAUCUCAAUUGCAAGCAACACAAUCUAUUCCGCAGACACAUAUGGAUGUUCAAUCACAAUUACCUUCUGUAGUCCAAUCUACAAAUGUUGGAGUUGUAUCUCAUCAAACUACUACCGGCCCCUUACCCAACAGUCAAUCGCCUCAUUCGGUUCAGUCAGGUUUCGGUGAAUACACAAAUAUUCAAAAACAGGGUGGGAUUUACCCGAGCGAAAUGAUUGUAGGAUCAGGGCAGCCGCAGUAUCACACUGGUGCCGACACUGUAGGGAAUACAGCUAUACCAAAAAUAUAUGGAAUGUCUUCCGGGCAAACAUCAAAUGUUGUAGGAGGAGGCUUGAAUAGUUCUUCUACAGUAAUGACGCAUCAUCAGGAAAGAGCUGCACUUCAGCAACAACUUCAAGAAUUAUUUUGUAUGGCUCCAUCCCCUGAAAAUCAGGAAAAAAUCACUGCCCUACAGGAAAAGUUACAAGCACUGCAGCAGCAUGAAACUAAUGAUCAAUGCAAUGGUGGAGCUCAUUGUAUUUUGCAAACCCCACUGUUCACCUCUGCGGUUGUUGAUAGUCCUCAAGUUUCCAGUACAACCGGCCGCGGUCGUAGCAAAGGUACUCCAAGAACAAAGAAAAAUAGGAAGAAAGUCGAUAAAGAAGUAGUUACACCUGUUUUGAAUCAGUCUAUAUCACAGCCGGAACAACCUGUAUCAGACAAUCUAGUCACUCCUGGAGACAGUAGUAAUAUAAUUGAUAGUGUAGCUGAUUUCGAGGAUAAUAAACCAUCAUCUGGUAAUACAGAGGACGAAUGGAAUAAAAGUAGAAAGUCGCGACAACCUAGAAAACCACGAAAGCCAAAAGAAUCUAAAGAAGCAAAAGAAAAGUCAGUGAAGAAAGAGCCAAAGUCUUGUAAGGAAAUAAAAUCUAAAGGAAGGAAGAAAAAAGACAAAGAAGGAAAAGAAUGCUUUAAGCGAGGAAGAAAAAAAGCUGUACAGUCUGACUCCGCUGAUGAAGAAACAGGACGUGAAAUCGGCAAUGUGUCUGAUUCAAAAAGUGUCCAAGAUGCAGAUAUAAAAUGCAAUGACGCACCGAUUCAGGAUGAUCAAGAACACGUAGACUCGUCCACUGUUGAACCAAUUUUGACGGAGAAAGAUGAAGAUGAUGAAAAAGUUGAUGCUGAGGAACUAGAUGAAGAUACAAAAAAAGAUGACUUGAAAAAAUCUUCUGAAUCAAUAACUCCAGCUAAAAAAAAAUCCUCUCGGAAACGAUCAGUUGGAGGUAAAUCGUCUGCUGGGCGAUCACCUAGGAGUUUCAAAAAACGAAAAAAUCGAAUGGCACCAGAUUCUGAUGGCGAAGAAUUGGCAGCAACUCCACCGCCUUCUCCAGAAGCUGGCGAAGAUGCUAAUAAACGACGAUCCGCUAGAAAUACUCACAGAAAAAAAUAUAUCGAUGAUGUUAUGCUAAGAUUUUCUGACGACGAAGUACCUCUUUCAGAGUCACAUGCUAAUAAAAAAUUAGAAGGCUCUAGUGUUAAAGUUGCAUCCACUAAAAAAGACAGUGAUACAACUGAAAUUACACUCAAUAAACCAAACUUUGUUUACAUAAAUACUACCGAUGAGGAUUCAAUGGUAGUACAGCACAUUCUGUGCAUGAGAAUGGGUAAGAGAGAGAUUAAAGAACCAAUUUUAACAGAAAUUAAAGAAGACGAUAAGACUGCUAGUACUGAACAAACCGCAUCUUCUCAGCCAAAUCCUUCUGACAAAACUACGGAUUCUCCGAUAGAUGAAAAAUCGGAUGAAGUAGUUGACGAUUCAACAGAAGACAUAAAAAAGGAUAAAGAAGAAGAGGAAGAAGAAGGAGAAGAAGAAGAAGAAUCUAAUGAAAAUAAACCAUUGGUGGAAGAAGCAUCGAAGAAAGAAACAGAAGAAAGUGAACAGACGAAUGAAUCGACAGAAGUCACAGAGCCAAGUGAUACUAAAGUUGAAGAAUCUGAAGAGCUUGGAUGUACUAAAAACUUGAAAUCGGAAACAAAGUCACGAACUAUUGAAGUUGAAGAAUAUUUAGUUAAGUAUAGAAAUUUUUCAUACUUGCAUUGCGAAUGGAAAACAGAAGAAGAAUUAUACAAAGGAGACAAAAGAAUCCAAGCUAAAUUGAAAAGAUUCAAGCAAAAAAUUCAACAAAAUACCAACAUCUUUGAGAAUACAGAAGACGAUCCCUUUAACCCAGACUUUGUUGAAGUCGAUCGUGUAUUAGAUGAGGCGACUCAUACUGAUCCUUUAACUGGAGAAACAGUGCGGCACUAUCUCGUUAAAUGGCGUUCUUUACAAUAUGAAGAUUCUACUUGGGAAUUAGAAGAAGAUGUUGAUCCUGAAAAAAUAGCGCUUUUCCAUAAGUUCAAUAAACUUCCGCCAAAAGAUCAAUGGAAACCGAAGAAAAAACCCAAUGCUUCGGCAUGGGUGAAGCUCAAUGAAUCACCAAUUUACAAAGGAGGAAAUAGUUUAAGGCCGUACCAAUUGGAAGGAUUGAAUUGGUUACUUUUCUCCUGGUAUAACGUACAUAAUUGUAUUUUAGCCGAUGAAAUGGGUUUAGGAAAAACCAUUCAGUCUUUAACGUUUGUUGAUGCUGUAUAUAAAUAUGGUAUUCGAGGCCCGUUUUUGAUAAUUGCUCCGCUCUCAACUAUUCCCAAUUGGCAACGUGAAUUUGAAGGAUGGACUGACAUGAAUGUGGUUGUGUAUCAUGGCUCGGCAGCUAGUCGGACUAUGCUUCAAGAGUAUGAAGUUUAUUAUAAAAAUGAUAAGGGACAACAAAUAAAAGAUUUAAUUAAAUUUAAUGUUUUAAUCACAACUUUUGAAUUCAUAAUAACUGAUUUCAAUGAGUUGAAAGGCUACAAUUGGAGAUUGUGUGUUAUUGAUGAGGCUCAUAGAUUAAAGAAUAGAAAUUGUAAGCUACUGGAAGGCUUGAGACAAUUGAAUUUAGAACACCGAGUUCUUCUGUCUGGUACACCGCUUCAAAAUAAUGUUAAUGAACUGUUUUCAUUAUUAAACUUUCUUGAGCCUACCCAGUUCUCUAGCAGUGAAGCAUUUUUGAAAGAAUUUGGUAAUUUAAGUUGUGAAAGUGAAGUUAACAAAUUACAACUUCUUCUUAAACCUAUGAUGUUAAGAAGACUAAAGGAAGAUGUUGAGAAAUCUCUAGCUCCUAAAGAAGAAACUGUUGUUGAAGUCGAGUUAACAAAUAUUCAAAAGAAAUAUUAUCGCGGUAUAUUAGAGAGAAAUUUUUCUUUUUUAGCUAAAGGAACCACAUCAGCAAACAUUCCUAAUCUUAUGAACACAAUGAUGGAAUUGAGAAAGUGUUGCAUCCAUCCAUUUUUGUUGAACGGUGCUGAGGAUCAAAUUCAACUUGACUAUAAAGAUAAAGAAGAUGCUGAAGCAUAUUUUCAUGCGUUGGUCAAUAGUUCCGGAAAGAUGGUGCUUAUUGACAAGUUAUUACCGAAAUUAAAAUCAAGCGGUCAUCGAGUUUUAAUUUUCAGCCAAAUGGUCAAGUGCUUGGAUUUGUUAGAAGAUUAUCUUCUCUAUAAAAAAUAUCCCUAUGAAAGAAUUGAUGGGAGAAUUCGCGGUAAUUUGAGACAAGCUGCUAUUGAUCGUUACAGCAAACCUGAUUCAGACAGAUUUGUCUUCUUACUAUGCACCAAAGCAGGAGGUUUAGGCAUAAAUCUUACUGCUGCUGAUACUGUCAUUAUUUAUGACAGUGAUUGGAAUCCACAGAAUGACUUACAAGCGCAGGCAAGAUGUCAUAGAAUUGGCCAACAGAAAAUGGUUAAAGUUUACCGUCUGUUGUGUCGUAAUACCUACGAACGAGAGAUGUUUGAUAAGGCAUCCAUGAAAUUAGGACUUGAUAAAGCUAUUUUGCAAUCUAUGAAUACUACUCAAGGUGGUAAAGAUCCUGGCAACAAGCAAUUGACAAAAAAAGAAAUCGAAGAUUUACUGAAAAAAGGAGCUUACGGUGCGAUUAUGGACGAUGACAAUGCCGGAGAUAAAUUUUGCGAGGAAGAUAUUGAUCUUAUUCUCGCACGAAGAACUCAAAUAAUUACUAUUGAAGCUGAAAAAGGAUCGACAUUUUCCAAAGCUAGCUUUGCUUGUUCUUCUAAUAGAUCUGAUAUUAAUAUUGAUGAUCCUGAUUUUUGGAAGAAGUGGGCUAAGAAAGCAGAAAUUGAUACGACUGAGAAAAAAGAAGAAGAGGAUCUUGUUAUUUCUGAGCCAAGAAGAAGAACUCAAAUCAAGCGAUAUGGACAUGAUGAAUCCGUUGUUGACAUGUCCGAGUUAGACAGUUCAGAUGACAGUGACGAUGAUAAUACUGGCUUAUCAGGUAGAGGAAAGAAAAGACGUGAUAAGUUCGGGAAGAAGAGCCGAAAACCUUGUGACGAAUAUGUACCCCGAGAGGGUGAAGUUGUUUAUGGAAAUUGGGCUCGAAGUGAGUGUUUUAAAGUUGAAAGAGGGCUAUUAACUUUCGGGUGGGGCCGUUGGGAAGAAAUUCUCCAGCAUAGCCAAUUUCGUCGUGGUUGGCGGGAUGCUGACAUUGAAGAUUGUGCUCGUGUUAUUUUACUUUUCUGUCUCCGUUAUUAUCGCGGUGAUGAAAAAAUACGGAACUUUACGUGGGAUUUAAUAACACCAUUAGAAAAUGGUGAAAAAAUUAAGUCCGUAUGUCCCAGUGCAUCUAAUAGAACAAAUAGACAAAAGAAAAAAAGCCGAGUAAGGGAAGGCCGUGAAACUCGAGGAUCUGCGGUCAAUAGUGGACCCAAUGAUCCUAAUCACUGGAGUCAUGCUGAAAAGUAUGACGGAGAUAUUUUUUUGGAAAAUACUUACAAAAAACAUCUUAGUCGUCAUGCGACAAAAGUUCUUCUGCGCGUUCGAAUGUUGUAUUACAUCAAACAUGAAAUCAUUGGAGAUCUUGUUCAACAUAUAUCUGAUGGAGUUCAUGUUAGUGCGUUGCGGAUAGAACCUCCUCAGUUACCGGAACAACCAACAAAAUGGUGGGAUCCGAUGGCAGACAAGUCACUUAUAGUCGGCUGCUACAAACAUGGUUACGAGAAUUACGAUUUGAUGAGGACCGAUCCCACGCUUUCUUUCAUUACAAGCUGCCCUCUCCUUUCCCAGACUAAGACCAGUCAAACAGAACAGCUAAAAGAGGACAGUAACCUUGAUCAAGAUAUAGAUGAUAACGAGUCCUUAAGUAUACCUAAGGAUUCUAAAGACUCGGAUAAAUUCAGUAAAGACACACCAAGUGAUUCACCAGCUGUAUCCAAUAAAGCAGAUACUCCUGUACCAGAAACCAGUAGUAGUCACGAUGGAAACGAAAUUUUAGUCGACGACGAAAAAAUAUGGCCAUCAGUGGUAGACCUAAAUACACGUUUACGUCGUGUCAUUUCUUCUUACCAACGGAGUAUUACUAAAAAAGAUGAAGUAAAUAAAAAUGUUCCGAAAGCCGGGAAAUCAAGUAUGGACGUCGAAAUGACUAAUCAGACUGUAACCGCCACCGAUCCAACCCUUAAUAUGCAAGGAUGGGAUUUACAGCAACUUGCUAUGUAUCUUUUGAAAAUGGAAAGAAGAGAAAAAAUGGAGGCUAUGGUCAAAGAGCGUGAAAGAACUCGUAUUGAAGAGCAGAAGGCGAAAUGGUCUCGCCGAGAAGAAGGUGAAUUCUUCAGGGUGAUUUCUACUUACGGUGUCAAUUACGACCGGAAAAAGGCACAAUACGAUUGGACGAAAUUUAAGAGCAUUGCUAAAUUUGACAAGAAAACAGAUUCUGAUCUCACCGAUUAUUAUAUGUCAUUUAGAAUCAUGUGUAAAAAAGUUUCUAAUAUGAAAAUGUCAGAUGAGGAUGAUGUUUUGAUGGAUCAAUUGACCCCAAGUAAAGCCCGACAAAUACUUGAUCGUGUUGAUCUUCUCAGUAAAAUUAGAGAAGAAAUUUUAUCUCAUCCACAUCUUGAAGAACGACUCAGUUUAUGUCAGCCUUCAGGUGACACACCCGAUUGGUGGAUCCCCGGGAAACAUGACAAAGAGUUAUUGCUUGGUGCUGCAAAACAUGGGUUAGGACGAACUGAUAUUACUAUCCUACAUGACUUAGACUUUUCAUUUCACAAAAUACUGGGUAAAAGUAUAUUUGGAACACCAUCUUCGUCAAUGCUUCUUAGCAAAGCAGAAAAAGUUGUAAAAGUAAACAACAAAGAAGACAUACUAAAGUUUGACAAAAAUGAAAUUCUGGUCAAACUUGAAAAAGGAGAAGGAACAUUAAAAAUUGAAAAGGUUGCUGUUAAAAAAGACAAAGAUACAUUUAUUGAAAAGAAGUUUGAUGAUAAUGUUGAUAUCAGUCAAGCAGAAUUAACGAUUGUCAAGACUGAAAGUAAAACUGAAGAUAAAUACUCCAGUGGUUCUUUGACCAUUACUACCGUACCAAUGUCUAAAUCAACUGAAACUAUUGAAGAUGAUGAAAUGACAACAGAUCUUACUGAUAAAAAAACAGUUACUGAACCAGAGAGUACUGAAGAGAAAAAUGAGGACGAUACGAAAAUGGAAAAUAUAUCGUCAGAAAAAAGUGAAAAAAUAAAAGAUAAUAAAGAAGCGAAAGUAAAUGUCAUAGACCUUGACAACAAAGAUGACAAAUCAAAAAUUGAAGAAAUUAUUGAGGAAGAAGCCACUGAAGAGAAAGAAGAUGUAGAAAUUAAAUCUACUGCAAGUCCUAAAGAUGAUACUGAACAUAACAAGACUCCAGAAAAGAAAGAGCAAGAUAUUGAAGUCGGAGAAUUGAGUAAAAAUAUCGAAAGUGAUGGAGAAAAGUCGCCUGAAAAGUCAGACAAAGACUUGAAAAGCAAGUCGAUAAAUGAUGAAAACUCUGAGAAGCUUAAAUUGACAUCUGUCAAUGAUGAGAAUGAGGGAAAUAAAAAUGAAAAUUCAUCUCAAGUUACAAAGAGCCCAGAAGAAUCCAAGCCAGAGCCAAAAGUUGAAGUGGACCCUGAAUGUGGACCAGAACUUCCAACUAAAGUUUCCGAAUCUCAAUCAGCAGAAAAAGUUGAAGAACAAAGUGUGAAAAGUGAAAUCAAAGUAAAAGCCGACGAUGCGGCGGCCAUUGAAACAGGAGUGCAAAAAAUUUCUGAUGUUGAAGAGAAAUGCAGUGUUCAGGCAGCUGAACUCAAGGCAAUGUUCCCUGAUUUAGAAGUAAUACAACCUCUCUCGAGAUUGACGCAGAUUGACACUUUCGUACUGCGUGAGAAAACUGUUGAUUUUCCUGAGUCUACAGUGGCUCAACUUUUCACCCAUAACUACCCAACUUCCGUCAAGUGGCUCAAAGAGCAUGCCAUUGAAGCCCGUUUGAUGCACAUUGUUCAUGCAAUUGAACACAAAGAAUGGCCUGUCGCUAUUAAUUUCACCGCUGGUGAUGAAAUGGAAGUAACAUCCAAUGAAAAAGAUAAUUCAGAAGUAAUAACUAUUACAACCGACCAUGGAAUUUCACGCGCACUCGCUACCUCAAGUAAUUUAGCAGCUUCCAAAAAACGUAAGCGGCAUAUUGCAAUCGACGUAGAAACAGAGCGAGCUAAAUUACAUGCGUUAUUAAAUAACAGUCACAUGACGUCCCAGGCUCCCUCAGGUUCUUCAGGCCUAAGUAAACCUACAAUAUCUUCCAGUAAUUGGGACACCAAUGACGAUACUCAGUCUGAUGAAUCUCGGCGAAUAAUUUCACUGCAACCGCCUCCAGCCCAUCAGCAUACUCGUACUCCCAACAUGCCAUUUGACAUUAAGUAUACAACUCCUGGUAAAACUACAAUUAUUCCUGGUACUUCAAGCACAUUAACGCCUAUUGAUUUGUCAUCUAAUUAUACAAAAGGUGUCGUUGAUUCUAAUAAAGACACUACGAAUGAAGCUCAAGAUUUUUCUAUGCCUAAUAAAAAUAAACAAAGUAACAGUAAUAAGGGUAAGCUAGACAGUAUGUUAGAUAAACUAAUGAAAAGGAAAAAUUGCCCUGUUGAUGAACCGAUAGUUGGAAAAGAAAAGAAGCGUAAAAAACUUGAUGAGAUUGUUUUAGGACUUAGUGCUGCUAAAGAGCAACAGGAAAAUACCCAUUUUAUGGAACAUAAAAAAAAUACGAUUACACCUAGUGUAACAGUAACACCUGCUUCUGUUCCUGCGGGAUUUUCAAACUCUCUAUCGACUGGACAAAAACCAUUUUCUAUAACUGUAACAUCGAUUCCAUCAUCUCGAACUUCUGGGUCCUCGUCAAAUUUGCCAGCGUCUUCUUUACAUUCCCACAAAGAUAAUUUUUCUGUUCUUUUUAAUCAAACUGAACAACAAAAUCGUGAUUUGAAAAAACAAGAGUUACAUCAAAGUCAGCAACAACAACGACACCAUCAACAACAGCAGCAGCAGCAACAACUACAACAACAACAGCAGCAACAACAGCAGCAGCAGCAACAACAACAGCAGCAGCAGCAACACCAGCAACAACAACAACACCAACAACAUCAACAACAUCAACAACAACAACAACAACAAAGUUUUAACUCAAGUCAUAUGUCAUCGAGUAAUCACCGUAAGAAUUACGAAGCUAUGAUUGCAGACAUGAGUAAAGUUGCUGAAUAUUCAAAAAUAAAUUCAUAUUCUCAUGAAGCCAAAGUAAACAAAUGGCUCGCUGAGCAGACAGCUAUUUCCGAACAACUAGGAGCUGAGUACCUCAAUACUCCUAGAAGACGUCGACCACGAGUUGACCCCUCACUUCUUGAUUGGAAGAAACUUACUGGCGAAGAAAACGUUGCUGUAGUCAAUAGACUGACUGGAAAAAAGGUCACCGGAAGUAAAGCACCACAACUGAAAAGACUCGGCCAGUGGUUGAUAGAAAAUCCAAUAUUUGACGUAGAUCCUAAAUGGGCUGAACUUGUAAAAGAACGGGGUAAUCUUCCACAUGAUUUGCAUAAAAGAGUUCCGGGCUCAGAGCGUAGCAACAGUAAAGGAAAGAGUCCCGGCAGGCCACCUAUGAUGCCAAGCCCGACAAGCCAAGCAUCCACUAAUCCAUCUAAUAUGCCUACCACUUCAAUAGCUUCUCAAUUAAACUUCCCUGGACUCAGUAAUUCUCUUUUGUCGACACUAUCCAUGGGGAAUUUCGAUCCAAAAAACAAUCCGCUUCUAAUGCCUUUUGGAAGUCUACCGAAUCUUGGGGCUCUAGGCAGCCUUGGAAAUAUAAGCAACAUGAACCUCACAAAUUCGUUUUUCGCUAAUCUCGCGGGGCUCGGGUUGCCAUCUUUAACUGGCAUGGAAUCAGUUUUAGGUGGAUCUACACCAACCAGUUCAACGGAAACUAACACAGCAACUUCAUCUAUGAAAAACGUCGGUUCUAUAAUGAGCAGCAGUAGUAGUACCAGCAAUGCUACGAAAUCACGGGGAAAAGUAGAUCUGGCAACUAGUAAAGCUAUGACACCAUCUACUUCAUCUUCGUCAUCUCUACCAACAACGACUCCGUUCCCAUUCUUCUUUCCAAAUCCAAGCUUACUGUAUACACCUUUGGGUUUGGGAAGCUUGAAUCCAUUUUCUAUUCAGCCUGGUGGAGUGUCCUCGGCCUAUGAGAGUCUCGCACAAUGUGCGCUUCUUAACUCAUCUGCAUCUAAUGCUUCGCCAUCACGAAAAUCAAACGUCUCGAUGAGUAGUUCUCGCCAAAAAGAUUUUUCAGUCGAUUCUUCUUCUAAAAAGAAAGAGUCGGAUAAAAAAACUGGAUCAUCUUCAACAUCAGGUUUCCGAUAUCCCAUUGACUCCACCUUGAUGUUACAGCAAUAUGCGGACUUUACUUUACAUAACGAUGACAAAAAGCGUGCGGACUCGGAAAAAAAAGAAGUCAUUGACUUGAAUGACAUCACUGAUUUAUCUGCGCGGUUUGAAAAGAAAACUAAAGAACAAGAAAUUAAAGGAUCUUUGGAGCAGUUGAGUAAAGCCAACGCUGAGCUUUUAUCGAGAGGUCAACAUAUAGAAGAACUACACAGAUCUCAGAAACGAAGUCGAACUUCAGAUAAUCCGAUAACAGAUCAACAGGUGCCUUCAUCUUUGGAAGUUACACUCGAACCAGUCCAGAAAAAAAGUCGAGUUUUUGAAUCUGAAGGUUCUAAUCUUGCUUCAAUAAAUGAAUAUAACGUUGAACUUGAAACAGUAAUAAAACCACUAUCUAUAGUUAAAAAGUCUCAAGCAUCAAAUUUGACGCUUCAAGCAACUCCGUCUUCAAUUGGAUCUACAGCAGCUAUUCCUAGCUCGACUUUGACUUCAUCGUCAGAACAAUUACAUGAAUUGCCACAAGAAGAAUCAAAUAAUAAGUCACUUAAUGCUUCGAAUGAUAACAAAGAAUCUACAAAUUCAACGCCAAGUCAUGAUUUAGAUCAACAAGAAAAAGUUAAAUCAGAUAGUAAUAGAUCUAGUAGUUUUGUUGAGCCCGAAGAAGAUGUUAAAAGUAUGAAAACUAUUAAUAAAAAAUCGAGAGGUGGGAAAAAAGUACUGAUAGAUCAACCGAUAGAACGAAAAAAUCUACGAUCUAGUGCUGGGAGACAAGCGCGCGCGGCUGCAGAACGACAAGCAAAGAUGGAGGGUGAGCAACUUCCGCCUGAUCAAGAAAGUCAACAAACAGAUAAUUGAAUCUACUAAAGUUUAAAAAAAAAAAAAUAAAAUAAAUUCGUUUAAGAAUUUGAUAAUAAGUGAUAUCCUUUAAUUAUGUUUUAAAAAAUGCGAAUUUAUGCUAGAAAAAUAAUAUCCUAGAGUACAUGGAUUACACUAACGGAUAUGUAUUUAAACUACAUGAAAGUUUGUGAUGAUAAAUUUCAUUUAAAUCAAUAAAAAUAAAUGAUUCAUCGCAAUAGUAUUUUAUGGGAUAUUUUAUGUAGUAAUUGUCAUUUAAUUAUGUUAGUAAUUACAGUUAUUAAAUAUUAAUUAUACUAAUGUUAAGUAUACUUUUUUUAAUCUUUUUGAUUUUUGACCAAGGACUGUUUUAUAUGUUAUUAAAACUUGAUAUACUAUUGUAUGCAUAAUAAUAUAACCAUACGAUUUAUAAAAAGAGAAAAAAAAAAAUUGUAGCAUAGUUUUAAGACUAAAAUGUAAUGUACAUAUUAAAAACAAUCUACUUAGAAUAAAUUAAACGAAAGAAAUCGUGUAUUCGAAAAUGUAUAUAAAUCAAUAUAAUGUACUUUAUUUAGAUGAAAUAAUAAAUGGCUUCUUUUGUUGUUUGCAAAUAUA